This is a messenger RNA of Amphimedon queenslandica, 779 nucleotides long. RefSeq lists its product as uncharacterized. The transcript is spliced from 5 exons. NCBI's taxonomy places the organism in Eukaryota, Metazoa, Porifera, Demospongiae, Haplosclerida, Niphatidae. The annotation marks the transcript as partial. The record is from RefSeq and is a predicted model, not a curated record.
GCUUUGUCCUUUUUCAUUUUUUAAUCUUUGCACUAUCUACUGUCUUUUAUAUAUUUUAUUUUCCUUGUUUAUAUGCCACUGAUGGAGGAGGAGGAGGAGGUGAUAAAAAUAAGAAAGAAAGUCCUAAACCAGUUGAAGAAGAUAAAUGUGUCCCCCUAUUAAUAAGGCAGUUAAUCACAGUGCCUGAGGCUCCUCUAGUUGAAGAGAAAGGUCAUAAGAAGGUUGAGUGUGAGCCGACUCCUCCUCCUCCAGGGACCGAGGACAUAUCUGAUCUAUCACUGGACACACAACUGAUAGUACACAGUUAUAAUACAGCAUUAGUGCUAGCAUCUAAACUAUUGUCUAAGGAGAUUCGUUUCAUUGAAGAAGCAGCCGCUGAGGUAAUCAAACUUUUGAAUGUUCCUCCUUUUCCGGCUCAACUAGCAAUAAAGCAAAAGAUGGAGAACACGAGACGAGAGCACACUGCAGCAUUGAAACAUGAAGAAAAAAUUUUAGUCGAUCGAUUGAAAUUGAUUAAGGAGAAAGCAGUUCAUCUUAUUGAUCAUCUUAAGGUACUUCAUACAGUAAAAUUUACAUGUACAUGUAUUUUUACAUAUACAUGUGUGUGUACAUUUGUAAAUGUAAAGCAUAUGUCUUUAAGAUUGUAUAUAAUGUAUAUAAGAUUCGGCCCUGUUAUAAUAACUGAGCGUGAUGGUCACUGUGUAACAAUACUGGAUAAAAAAGGAAAGAAAUUGAAAUCGUUAGGAGCAGAAGGAGAAAGAGGCAACGUCAAGUUUUGA